Platichthys flesus (European flounder) is the source of this 1291-nucleotide messenger RNA. It is a transcript of the gene rcvrn2, whose product is annotated as recoverin 2. Gene Ontology annotation, molecular function: calcium ion binding. The coding region runs from base 244 to 825 and encodes 193 amino acids. The record is from RefSeq and is a predicted model, not a curated record. The transcript is spliced from 4 exons. Lineage: Eukaryota; Metazoa; Chordata; Actinopteri; Pleuronectiformes; Pleuronectidae.
CUGCCCCUGCCCUCCUUAUCUCUCACCGUCUUACUGUCAAGUCAGACACUCAGGUCUCCUGCCAUCGUCCACACAGUUGUUUGCCGACUGCUGUUUGGGCUCAGAAGCAGAAGUCAAGUCAAGGAGAAUCUGCUCGGACCGAGGAGACAGUCAGGUGGCACCAGACAGGAAACCUCCUGAAGAGCUUGAGUGGCAAAUACUUGCCAGGGAGUUUCACAGAACUGAUUUACAAGAUCAACUACAAUGGGGAAUAGCAUCAGUAGCGCAUUAUCAAAGGAGAUCCUGGAGGACCUCAAGCUCACCACCAAAUUCACCGAACAUGAGAUCUCCCAGUGGUACGAGAACUUUCAGAAGCAGUGCCCGACCGGCCGCAUCACACCGGAGGAGUUCGAGCAGAUCUACAUCCGCUUCUUCCCCGACAGCGACUCCAAGAGCUACGCCCGGCAUGUGUUCCGCUCCUUCGACACCAACGAUGACGGCACCUUGGAUUUCAAGGAGUACAUCAUCGCCCUGCACAUGACCUCCACUGGGAAGACCACCCGAAAGCUGGAGUGGGCCUUCUCGCUGUUCGACGUGGACAAGAACGGAUACAUCAACAAGACGGAGGUGACAGAGAUCUGCCAGGCUAUAUUUAAGCUGAUCCCCAAGGAGGAGCAGAGCCAGCUACCGGAGGAUGAGAACACACCCGAGAAGAGAGCCGACAAGCUGUGGGCUUAUUUUGAAAAGAAAGACAACGAGCGACUGGCUGAGGGGGAGUUCAUAAAAGGAGUGAUUGAAAACGAGAAUGCGAUGCGUCUCAUCCACUAUGAACCGCUCAAACAGUAAAAGUCCAAAUCCUUCUCCGUCCCCUCGUCUUAUUUCUCUUCGUAGGCUCUUUUCCAUAAUUUUGAAACAUUCCUCAAACGAAAAAGCCUCAUACAUUUCCAUCCUCUUCAACCCACUCAACUCCUCUGUGUAAAUACUCCCUUCUGCAGUGUUUUGGUUGCAACAAACUUUCCCCGUGCAUGAUGUGAAACUGUUUUAUUAAUGUUUGUCAAUGUAUUUAUAUUAAAUAGAGGCCUAUAGAGGAAGAAUGAUGCCGUAGGGUUUUCGCAAAGUGUACAGACAAGAAAGAGGAAUAACUCUGGUGACUAUAUUAAUGCAGACUAUAUAUCUGGGGAAACCAAUUGUUAACGAGAUAUAAGAUUGUUAGCUUGUUUCAGCUUUUUUUACAGCGUGUCUCAGUGCAGGUGGUAGCUCACAAGUGUUCUACUCUAUUCACUAUUCAAUAAAUUAAAGGUUUUCUCAUACA